UGGAGAUGCAGCGGGGCACAUCCAUGUUUUCCUCUGCUCAUGUGUACGGCAGCGCCCGUCAAGCUGUCGCUGAAGCCGAGAGGAGCGCUCAUUAUGGGAGCUGCCCCUGCUGUCCUAUAUCAGCACCAGCCAGCAUUUCUCCAGUCAUCUCCAGCCAUGCUUCCAAGUGAACGCAGACUAAACACCGGCACACCACACAACCGAGGGGAAAGUGGCUUUAAGUCGUUAUUCAUGUAGUAAUGGAGAGAGGAUUCUAGCUGAACAGCACAAUCCACCAGGAAAUAGCCAGCUUCUGUCAACCUGAGUAAUGAAGCGAGGACGGACAGGUUUCAAAUCAAAGUGCCCGACCUUCUCUUCCCACAAGGAGAGGGCUAAGAGACAGAAGUGGGGGGUGUCCAGCUUGUCCCUGUCUCCAGCAGAGGACUGGGGUAACCUGCCCCACCACGUCGUCCUGCAGAUCUUCCAUCAUCUGUCCCUCAUAGACCGGGCCAGGGCCUCGUCCGCGUGUCGCUGCUGGAAUGAGGUCUUUCACACCCCCGACCUGUGGAGGAGGUUUGAGUUUGAGCUCAAUCAGCCGGCCACCUCCUACCUGCGCCCCACUCACCCUGACCUCAUUCAGCAGAUCAUCAAGAAGCACGCCCAGCACCUGCAGUACAUCAGCUUUAAGGUGGACAGCUGCAUCGAGUCUGCAGAGGCGGCCUGUGACAUUCUCUCCCAGCUGGUGAACUGUACCAUUAAGACCCUGGGGCUGAUUUCCACAGCACGGCCCAGCUUCAUGGAUGUGUCCCAGGCUCACUUUGUGUCUGCACUGACCGUGGUGUUUGUCAACUCCAAGUCCCUGUCCUCUAUCAAGAUUGAUGACACCCCAGUGGACGACCCGUCCUUGAAGGUGCUGGUUGCCAACAACAGGGACACACUCAAGCUGCUGAAGAUGAGCAGCUGUCCUCACGUCUCCCCAGCAGGUAUCCUGUGUGUGGCAGAUCAGUGCCAUGGCCUAAGGGAGCUGGCAUUGAACUACCACCUCCUCAGUGAUGAGCUCCUGCUUGCUCUCUCCUCUGAAAAACACGUCCACCUGGAGCACCUGCGCAUUGAUGUGGUAAGCGAAAUCCCCGGCCAGACGCACUUUCACACCAUCAAGAGGAGCAGCUGGCAGGCCCUGGUCCGACACUCGCCCAAGGUCAACAUCGUCAUGUACUUCUUCCUCUACGAGGAGGAGUUCGAGCCCUUCUUCCGAGAGGAGACUCCCGUCACCCACCUGUACUUUGGCCGGGCCGUCAGCAAAGAGAUGCUGGGCCGCAUUGGACUGAACUGCCCUCGGCUGGUGGAGCUGGUCGUGUGUGCCAACGGCCUGGAGCCCCUGGACGAGGAGCUGAUCCAGAUCGCAGAGCGCUGCAAGAGCUUAACGGCCAUCGGGCUCGGCGAGUGUGAGGUGACCUGCAGUGGCUUUCUGGAAUUUGUGAAGAUGUGCGGGGGCAGGCUGACUCAGCUGUCAAUCAUGGAGGAGGUGCUGAUCCCAGACAGCAGCUACAACAUGGAGCAGAUCCACAGCGAAGUGUCCAAGCACCUGGGCCGCAUGUGGUUCCCCGAUAUGAUGCCCACCUGGUAGGCUGGAGCCGGAGAGAGGGGCUGGUAAUGAAGUACAUGACUUUCAUGGACUUACUGUAUGAGGAUUAAAUGAGUGAUUUAAACAGUGUGUCCACAGCUACACAUUGUACUGUGGACCUGUUGUAAAGCUUGUGCCGUGCUCUUUUUGGAUGAUUAGUUGGUGAGAGACAGGUUCUCUGACAUCAGUGUUCUUGGCAGGCUUUCUAGAAGACGGACCAUUGGCUCGUUCUGAUGCUGUCACUUCUAUUUUUAUUUCUGUCUGGCUUUCUCCUGAGCACUCAGCUUUCUUUCGACGCAUAGACUUCUCGAUGUGAACUUUUGGACGUGUUGUUAGACUCUCUCAGGUCUUGAAGGAAGAUCGGAAUGCCAACCAUUGUGUGUGUGAAGGACGUGGAUCUGCCAUCUGCUCAUGUUAAAAGCAUCAAACUGUAUAAUUUAUCCUGAACAGCAUCUCAUUCCAGGUCUUAUCUUAUGGUAAAACUAUGUUAUUUACUCUGAGUUUGAGAGACAGAGACCACGCCUGGACUCAUCAUCACUCCAGUAGAGUAGAGAGACUAUUAACAAUAAUGUAGCAGAGAGAGAACAAGAGUUUCCAGUUGCUGUCCAGUCACUGUCAGAACAAGCAUCACACAUUCAUGUAAAACACAAUAGGUCUUUUGUGUUCUUGUCUAUUUGUGUUUGCGUGAGUGGAGACUUAACUAUUUCAUCCUAACCUACAACAUCAUUCAUCAUUAAUAUGCGGGAAAUUAAUGACAUUGAUAUUUAUUGAAGAGUCAUUUUUAAGCUUUUUUAAAAGGAUUGUUUCUGGUGUUCUUUAUUUUUUAACCUACCUGUUAAUUUAGGAAUCCUGGUUGAAACAGAUGUUCUCAAGACUUAAUCUUUUUAUGUUGUUUUAUGUUUAAAAAAGUGGCCUUUGUGCCAAAUAUCUGUUAAUCAUAUUUUCAUGUUGCAUUCUUUUUUUCUACCAUAUUGUACAAAUGUAUUUUAAGCAAAAUACGACAAAAACAGGCCUAUAAAGCAUGUGGUGCUGGAUUGUGCCACGUGGAAUAUUAAAACCCUAAAGAUUGUAUUUAUUAAUUAUAUGUAAAAUAUGUAUCAUGUACGUUUACAUGGUUUUCCUGUAUGUGCAGCAGUUCGCUCAGGUCUGCUUCAGUGUAACUGCCAUUUUCUUUUUACUCACACUUUUGAUCCUCAGUAAAAAUGUGGCUGAUUCACUUGUGUGUUCUCGGGGCUCAGAUGCACUGAAGCCUGGUCGGAUGUGUUUUUCUGACUUUGUCCCAUUUGACCUUUCUGCAGCUCUUAGUUUCCAGCAGUAGAGGGCAGCAGUGGUCUUACUGGAGUCAGUGGGACAUUAUAUAAGCAGAGCUGCUGCUGCUGUAUAAUGAAGUACCAGCAUGCCAAUGAUAACUCAGCCCUUUUAACAA
Messenger RNA from Hippoglossus stenolepis (Pacific halibut), 3029 nucleotides. It is a transcript of the gene fbxl3l, whose product is annotated as F-box and leucine-rich repeat protein 3, like. Gene Ontology annotation, molecular function: protein binding. Gene Ontology annotation, biological process: SCF-dependent proteasomal ubiquitin-dependent protein catabolic process; entrainment of circadian clock by photoperiod; regulation of cell cycle. The record is from RefSeq and is a predicted model, not a curated record. Lineage: Eukaryota; Metazoa; Chordata; Actinopteri; Pleuronectiformes; Pleuronectidae. The transcript has 6 exons. Bases 308 to 1606 code for a protein of 432 amino acids. Gene Ontology annotation, cellular component: nucleus; SCF ubiquitin ligase complex; cytosol.